Tuber melanosporum (Perigord truffle) is the source of this 1458-nucleotide messenger RNA. RefSeq lists its product as uncharacterized. Gene Ontology annotation, cellular component: high-affinity iron permease complex. Gene Ontology annotation, molecular function: ferroxidase activity; copper ion binding. The record is from RefSeq and is a predicted model, not a curated record. NCBI's taxonomy places the organism in Eukaryota, Fungi, Ascomycota, Pezizomycetes, Pezizales, Tuberaceae. The transcript is spliced from 5 exons. Gene Ontology annotation, biological process: cellular response to iron ion starvation; reductive iron assimilation. Bases 1 to 1458 code for a protein of 485 amino acids.
AUGCUCUCUCCACUCCCCCUGAUAUUGGCAUUAUUAUUCCCGGCCACCGCAGUUCUCGCGGCUACCGUGACCUACGACUUCAAUAUAACAUGGACCACAGCGAACCCUGAUGGUCUCUUCCCGAGGCGGACCAUGGGAAUUAACGGGAAAUGGCCUAUACCUACCAUUGAGGUGAAUAAAGGUGACAGACUGAUAGUUAAUAUGCACAAUGGGUUAGGAGACCAGAUUACCAGCCUUCAUUUUCAUGGUAUUUUCCAGAAUGGCACGAGUUAUAUGGAUGGGCCGGCCAAGGUUACCCAAUGUCCGGUCGCUCCGGGACAAAGUUUUAAGUAUGAUUUUGUGGUGAACCAACCAGGAACCUAUUGGUACCACUCCCAUGUGAAGGGCCAAUACCCCGACGGCCUUCGUGGAGCCCUGAUAGUGCAUGACAACGACUCACCCCACAAAUCCCUCUACGACUCAGAAGUAGUGCUGACAUUCUCGGACUGGUAUCACGAGCAAAUGCCGAAACUCAUAUCCCGCUUCCUCUCCGUUGCAAACCCCACGGGGGCAGAACCAGUCCCGCAAUGCGCGCUCAUAAACGAAGUUCGGAAUGCCAAGAUCAAAGUAGAACCUGGGAAAACGUACCUUUUCAGGAUGAUCAAUAUUGGGGCGUUUGCUGCGCAAUAUGUUUGGUUUGAGGGCCACACUAUGAGGGUUGUGGAGGUUGAUGGUGUUUAUACAAAGCCGAUGGAGGCAGGGAUGCUAUAUUUGACGGCCGCUCAGAGAGUUUCUGUGCUGAUAACCAUGAAAAAUAGUACGGGGGAUAAUUUCCCGUUUGUGGGGAGUAUGGAUCAGGAUCUCUUCGACCAAGUUCCCAAGGGUCUGGAUCCAAAUGUGACCGGCCACCUCGUAUACUCCGACUCGAAUAAGAACCCUCCGGCAAAAGAAAUCCCAGAAUUCAACCCUUUCGAUGACUUCCUGUUAGAACCCGAAGACGGGGAGGCCCUCCUGGAAAAACCGGACUACUCGUUCAACCUGGAUGUAGUAAUGGACAACCUCAAUGAUGGAGCAAAUUACGCCUUCUUCAAUGAGAUAACCUACGUAGCGCCCAAAGUGCCAACACUCUACACCGCACUUUCUGCGGGCGAGCAUGCCACGAAUCCCGCGAUAUAUGGCCGUGACACAAACUCGUUCGUCUUGAAACAUAAUCAGGUCAUUGAGAUCAUCCUAAACAAUUUGGAUCCAGGAAAACAUCCCUUCCAUCUUCACGGCCACAACUUCCAACUCGUCCACCGCAGCCCGGACGACUCAGGACCCUAUAACUCCACAUCCCUUCAAAACCCUCCCAAGAUCCCAAUGCGUAGAGACGUAGUUCUUGUGCGACCAAACGGCAACUUGGCCCUCCGUUUCCGCGCAGAUAAUCCAGAUAUGUCCCCCACCACCCCCCUCCCCCGCGCUUUUCCUUGCUCUAGCUAA